UAAAUGAAGAUAACAUCUUGGUUAGCUAGGAUCGAUUUCCUGUUACGCAGACCCCAGAUUGACCAGCCUUGCUGUGAGCGGUUGUCCGCAGGAGGUGUCUCUUGAGUUCCCAUUGACCUGUCAAUCUGUGGGCCACCUGGCAUGGCCUUCUGCUCAGGCCGCUUUAGCCAGCUGGAGGUGGGGCAGAUCUGCUGUGGCUAUGUGAGCUGUCCCUGUGCAGGCUGGGGUCAGCCCGCAGGAGUGGCCACCUCCACCUCUCACGCCCACCCGAGACGCAGCCCUGUGAGCCGUGCCUGCACCUACUGUCCUGCAAUGAAAGGAAGUCGUGAGUGUGCAGGCUGGAGAGGUGGAGGGACAGCUGCUUGGGAUCAGCAAGGCCUCGGCUCGGUGCUUUGCCUGGGCGUUGCCCUCGCUGCCAGGCAGUGUUUGUCAGCCUGGAAACCCAGGCUUCUUCCCAUCAACUUCAAACUCAUGCCCUUCUCUAACGUUGUUUGAAAGUUUGAAACAUGCUAAAUUGAGACUGUAAAGAGGUUAAAGCACUUAGGAUUUUUAUUUUUCUAAAUCCUAUAAGUAAUAGGUAUAUUUUGGCUGUAAAGCCUUGAAAUAUUGAUUAGGAGGGGAAAAGAAAGUAUUGCAGCCCACCCCGUCUGCCCUCUGCAGAGAUCCUGGUCGCGAAGGGUUUGCCCGUCUUGCCAGCCCCUUUGCGCUCACCCUUGGUUUAAAUCACAGCCACGACUCCGACUCCGGCUUCCCCGUCUGUCUUGUGCUUCUUUGUCAGGAGACCCGCCCUCGAUUCUUUUUUCCUGUUUUUGAGAGGUUGUGAGACAGAGCCCCAUUUGCUAGUUCACUUCUCAAAACCUGCAAAGACUGGGGCUGGGUCAGGCACAAGCCAGGCGCUGGGAACUCAGCCAUGUCUCACACGUGGUGGCCGGGGCGCCACUCCUGGAGCCGUCAAGCUGCUUUCCCGGGUCCACGUUAGCAAGAAGCUGAAAUCAGAAGCCAGAGCCGGGCCUUGAAUGCAGGCACCCUGGUACUGUGUGAGAGUUCCGGCUGGUGUCGGAGGCCACGGGCCGGCCCCCCCUUGCGGCAUCACUGUGGUUGAUCCGGUCAGGCCUCUGCUGAGAGACGUUUCCCUGUGACCGACACUGUAGUGAGCUGUGCUUUGCGGGGUGGAUUCCUAGAAGCGGAAUUCUGAUUUAAGAAUGUGCUUGUCAAACUGCACAAACAGGCCCACUGGUAUACUCUGUUUACUGUUGUUUUGGGGGGGUUUAUGGUGUAGUCAAGGAUUACAGAAGAAUGGCAUUAAAUCCUGCCGUGUGGUUGUGGCAGCUGUUGGACUUGAAGUGUAAAGCUUCACGUGUGCCUUAGGAGAAGCCAGCUUGGCGCAGAGUGCCUGUGCAGGCUGCUGAGCGCCUGGCGUGAGCAGAAGCUCCCGGUGGGGUCAAGGCAUCGGCUGUUUCUGAUCUUUCGGAAUUUUUGCUGACCUCAGGAAGUGCUUGCACUAGUGAGCACCGUGUGGACAGAUCUGAGCCAAGAGCGCCGUGCACGAGCUCGUUCUAGCAACUGCAUAGAAGGAAAGAUGAUGAUGUCUCUGUCCCCUCAGAUCACUCCAAGAACGGAGACCCCUGUGCACAGCGCCAGCAGCAGCCUGGAGAGCACGCUGCACACGCCCGCACAUUCCGCUGACGAGGCGCUGCCCAAGAGGCCGCCGGGGAAGCACAGCAAAGGGUUCAUGUUACCCCACAUUUGCUGCUGGGAGCCCCCCAAGCUGACUUCUCAUGUCUCGCAAGAUGCUUUCUCGACCAGGAUGCUCGAGACUGGUGCCCCUGCCCUGACCCUAAAAUGUGCUUCACAAGCAGGUGGUGUCCCGGCUGCUCCUCUUCAGAUCCGGCUCCCUGCUAAUGGCCUGGGAAAAGCAGCAGACGAUGGCUCAAGUGCUUGGGCCCCUGCCAGCUCCUGGUUCCUGACUUCAGCCUGGCCCAGCCCUGUGCAGCGUGGACAUCUGAAGAUGAGUGUUGAGAAAGUGGACCUGAAGGGACUGUCACACACAAAGAGUGACAGAACUGUGGACUGCUCCUUUGAGGUCUUGUGGUCUGAUUCUUCAGUAACAUCAGUAACCAAAUCUUCCUCUGAAGUGACUGACUUUGUUUCAAAGCUCUCGCAGCUCCACCCUGAGGAGAAUUUGGAGAAACUCAUUCCUUGCCUCGCCGCCCCAGAUCCAUUUUAUGCAGAGCGAAACCACAUGGAUCUGGAAGCAGGCCUGAGGUACCUGGCUGCGUUACCGUCUCACGUGUUAAAAAAUGACCAGGUGAAGAAGUUUUUCAGCACUGCAUCCCCCAGCCCGCAGCUGCAGAGUGCGAGUCCCGGGAACCCCUCCCUUUCCAAAGUGGGUGCCAUGAUGGGCGUGUCUGGAAGACCCGUGUGCGGAGUGGCCGGCAUCCCCUCGGCUCAGAGCGGCGCCCAGCACCACCUGCAGCAUGCAGCCAGCACAGCCGCCGCCCUGCCCCACUGCUCUCACUCGGGGGCCCCCACGGGCUCGGCGCUGGCCUACCGGGCCCAGAUGGACGCCUCGCCCGCCAUCCUGAUGCCUUCCAGUCUGCAGGCCCCUCAGACCCAGGAGCAAAAUGGGAUUCUGGACUGGCUGAGGAAGCUGCGUUUGCACAAGUAUUACCCUGUCUUCAAGCAGCUCACCAUGGAGAAGUUCCUGAGCCUCACUGAGGAGGAUCUCAACAAGUUUGAGUCCCUCACCAUGGGAGCGAAGAGGAAGCUGAAGACUCAGCUGGAGCUGGAAAAGGAGAAAUCGGAGAGACGGUGCCUGAAUCCCUCUGCCCCGACCUUGGUCACCAGCAGUGGGGUGGCCCGUGUGCCCCCCACCAGCCACGUGGGGCCCGUGCAGACGGGGCGCAGCGGCCACACGGCAGAGCUGCGGGUGGAAGUGGAGCAGCCCCCUCACCGGAUGCCCCGGGAAGGCAGCUCUUCCGAGUACUCCAGCUCCUCCUCCAGCCCGAGGGGCGCGCAGGCCCGAGAGGAGAGCUCUGACAGCGCCGAGGAGAACGACAGACGUGUGGAGCUGCACCUGGAGGGGCCCGAGAAGGAGAAGCCCGUCACGCUGCUGAACCACUUCCCGUCAGGCUCGGCCCGGCCCACGGCCCAGGUUCUGCCCGUGCAGAACGAGGCCGGCUCCAGCCCGUCAGGCCACCACCCUGUGCCCCCACAGAUGGUGCCCGCCGGCUCGCACCUGGCACCCCUCCGCAUGCUGAACUCCGUGCACAAGGCGGAGAGGGGGGCCUCGGACGUGAAGCUCCUCUCGUCUUCCGUGCACUCGCUCUUGUCUCUGGAAGAAAGGAGCAAAGGGUCUGGACCAAGAAGCAGCAUCAGAGUGGACAAGAGCUUCGGCAGCGCCGUGAUGGACGCGCUGCCCGCAGCCCCGCCCCAUCAGCCCGUGCAGGGCCUCUCCGGACUUGCGGAGAGCAGCUCCAUGUCACCCACGGUCUCCUUCGGGCCCCGGGCCAAGGUCGUGCACGCAUCCACGCUGGACAGGGUGCUGAAGACAGCUCAGCAGCCGGCCCUGGCCGGGGAGAGCAGCACGGCCGCCGCGGGCACGCCGAGCACGGUCCUCCACGUGGCCCGGCCCCCCAUCAAGCUGCUGCUCUCCUCCUCGGGGCCUGCUGAGCCCGCCAUUUCGGGGCCAACGUCCUGUCCCAACAGCGUGCAGAUCAGCGUGCCCCCCGCGGUGAUCAGCCCCCGGACUGCUCUCUACACCGCCAGCACCAAAGUUGCCUUCCCUGCAGUGAGCAGCAUGCCCGUGGGCCCCCUGCAGGCCGGCUUCUGCGCCAGCAGCAACACUGCCUCCUCCAGCAGCCUCCCCUCCACGUCCUUCGCGAACGUGACCGCGCUGCCCAGCUGCCCGGCCCCCAGCUCGAGUCCUGCGCUUGCUUCCGUCCCCGAGAGCAGUUUCUACAGCAGCGGCGGCGGCGGCGGCGGCUCCACGGGGAACAUUGCUGCCUCGAGUCAGAGCCACCACCACCACCACCACCACCAGCAGCCGCCGGCGCCCCCGCAGCCCGCGCCGCCCCCGCCCGGCUGCAUGGUGUGCACGUCGUGCGGGUGCAGCGGUAGCUGCGGCUCCAGCGGCCUGACCGUCAGCUACGCCAGCUACUUCCAGCACCCGUUCUCGGGGCCGUCCGUGCUUACGUUCCCCUUCCUGCCCUUCAGCCCCAUGUGCAGCAGCGGCUACGUCAGCACCCAGCAGUACGGCGGCGGCUCCACCUUCCCCGUCGUGCACGCGCCCUACAGCAGCAGCGUGGCCGCCGAGCCCGUCCUGGGUGGCCAGUCCUCGUUUGCCGUGCCGCCCAUGCAGAACUUCAUGGCCGGGCCGGCCGGGGUGUACCAAACCCAGGGGCUGGUGGGCGGCAGCAACGGCUCCAGCCACAAAAAGAGCGGCAAUCUGUCUUGUUACAACUGUGGGGCCACCGGGCACCGCGCGCAGGACUGCAAGCAGCCGUCCAUGGACUUCAACCGGCAAGGUACUUUCAGGUUGAAGUAUGCCCCCCCCGCAGAAAGUCUGGACUCCACAGAUUGAUGACUUUGUCUGGCAACAGAGCGUGACUGAGCGGUGGAGACGCGAGGAACAUUCAAGCAGACUGCGAAGUCUCGUCGCUGUGGAGUUACUGUCUGAUCCAAAGGUGCUUCACUCUCCUAGACUGGUAGAGACCUAGCGAGACGUGCAUCCAGCUCGAUGUAUUGCCAAAUCCUAGACGGGAGCUCGCCGUCGGGACUCGCCUAGCAGGCGUCCCCGUGCCGCAGUGCAGAGGCCGCACGUCUCCCGAAGAGCACUGCUGUCUGUGGCCCGCCGCGGCUCUCACGCAAUUCCAGGGCAGCUAUGCGCGCGCGGAAGCGAGGACUGAGGGUGGAGUUCCCCCAGCGGACUCUCGGCGCCCCCGGGGUAGGGAAAUCGGCGGCUGUGUUUCGUGUCGUUUCGUUUCUUUCCUAAAGCGAUGAGGCACUAAUCUCUGGGAUUUUGAAGGAUUGCACUACGGAAGAAUGUACGCUCGCCGGCUCGAGCCCCUCCGAGACCUGCGGGACCCCGUGCUGAGUCCACGGCAGAUCCUAGUCUUUUCCCUCCGCCCAACACUUGUAGCAGUUCCAGGUUUCGAUUUUUUUUCCUGAAAAUAAAUUUAGCUGUGUUACGAAGUAGAAGUAGUUGACGCACAACAGGCUGAUUGCUGAGGGUCCAAGUCCUGGAGAGUGCAGACGUCGAGGCGCGCGGUCCUGCCGCCUCCACCCUGGGCAGCGCCUGUGGGACGCCGGCCGAGUCGCACUUGAUGGACGUUCCAGGAGCCGCACGGCCCUGUAAGUCGUGAGCAAGAGGUCUGACGUCUCCUCCUGUCGACUUCUCGUGCUAGGCUGUGUGCUGACGGUUAGUUCCGUUACAGUGACCUGGAGAGCUUCAGUAGAGCGUGGUGAGAGAGACCCUCUCCCCAGAGCGCCAGGGCGUGCGGACUCCCGCGUGCGUGUUUGUCUUUUCAGGCAGGAAGUGGAAGUCCUCGCUGUAGCCUCCGCGUCUCCACCCACUGGAACGGAAGCAUUUGGGUCUGGAGUUUAGGGACUUGAACCUUCCACGCAAAAGGGGUUUUUCCACUCCAGUAAUGUCACUUACAAUCAAUAUUGAUGCUGAUGGGGUCAGGCUGUGCCGGGGAUUUUCCAGACCGUUCUUAGAAUGGGACAAUCAGCCAGUGCAGGACCAGCGCCGCCUCCGCCGGAGACUCCGCGGGGCCCUGGGCAGGCAGGGGAGGCUUCCAGGAGGCUUCCAGCCGAGGCCUGUGGCGUGGCGUCAGCUGACUUUGAUUUCUAUGCAAUGCGGAGCGGGCGGCCCUCGCUCCUCUGUUCCUGGUACAGUGUUACGGGCCGGCGACGCGCGUUCCAGCAGCGGCCGAGGGGCUGUCGCGUGAAUCUCUUCCUUCAGACACUACACCGUGUCACAGCAGUGGGAGCUGACACGACUUUGCCUUAAGGAGCACUCGGCUGGGGCUCACCUUCGCGGAGGACUUGGGCGCUCGCUCCGUUCCUGGAGGCCGUGGACAGUGGCCUGCGUAUGUGCUGAAAGCCAAACUUUUAAAGUUUUUUUUUUUUUUUUUUUUAAAAAGCUGUUUUAAAUGAAUCCUCUCUCACCACAGUGGGUUUGUGGACAAGAGUCUCCUAGCCAAGGUGGAAUCCCGGCUCCGUUUCUGUCCGGUGCUCAGCCUGGUGAGUGGAAGCGCCGGCUGUUGCCCCACGGCCGCUGUGUUUGCUGAACGCUGGAGGUGAGCCUUGCAGACAGCGCCAGAUCCACGUGGAACGCGCGCCUCAGCAUGCAGCCAGGGCCCCUGCGGCCCCGCCGGGCUGUGUCUGCUCACCGAGGGCUUGGGAGGACUUGCCCUUGUCUCCCGAAGCGCAGCUCACGAGGUCCCGGCAUGAGAGCUCGGCCUGGGGGCGCCAGCCUCGGACUGGGCCUGUCUGCUGGCGGCGGCGUCUCUGAGUCCUGGGCAAAAGCAACCAAAGCCCGACGAGCGCUCUGGGCACCAGAGCCGGGGUGCGGCCGCAGGCGCAGGCGGCUGGCGCGGUUGGGGUCUGUCGUGUCUUAGCUUCUGGGCCCCGUUUUCUCCAUCUCUGAGACUGGGGCGAGAGGACGUGCAGCGUUGGGGAAGAAAGAACUAUUUAACCUUUCAGUCUCUUUUUUAAGCAAAAACUCGUUUUCUACCUUAUUUUCUAAUGUUUAUUUCAUGAUAAUAUCAAAAUUGGAAAGUAUUUAACAUUAAACUCCUGAUUGCUAAGAGCAGAGAUGGGAGCUAGCACUUAGAAUAGACUCACCAUUCACAACGCAUCUCUGCGUGGUGUUCAGAAGGCCGCCCCCGUCCCCUGCAGACCCCAGGGUCAGCUUGUUCAUACCGUAGUCAUAGGUUCUGUAUUCUCAUUCGUAUUUAGGACUCUAGGUCCGUCCUGCGAGCAGUCAGCGUAGUUGGUGCACUGCACCCGCCGUGCCGUGGCGCAGCGCGGAGGCAGGGACUCGCCAGCUGCCCCGGCCUCCACUCUCCGCACGGGACCUGGGCUCUUGGCCUCCGAGCUCCCCGCUCUUCCUGGGGUUCUGUUGGAGGUGUUCACAGGCUGCUGGGGAAACCCCGUGCGUGGCUCAGCCCCCGUCCCCGAGGAUGGGCCGGGGGCCUGGGCAGGGCUGGCUGUCCUUCCAAAGCCAGGGGUUCUGGAGAGGCGGAACCGUUCCAGGUCCCAGGGGUCUGAAUAGAAGUGAGCGUCGCUAACCCAAACUCGCAAUAUUCUAGAAAACCAUAUACUGUGCUGGUGGAGGCCAAAGCUUCAGGUCCCUGCUCUGUUGCCCGAGGGCGGAGCGGCCCCCGCCCAGCGCCACCUCACCCUCCCCUCGUCACGCGUGUCUGCUUCCGGGCGCACACAGAAGGCUUCCCAGCCUCUGCUGGACAGAUUUUCUUUUUAGGAAUGAAGGAAAAUUCUCAUUUUGAGCCAUUCUUUUGUCAAUUCUACAAAAUUGCAUGUAACUUUAUAAAUAUUUUUAAAAGAUAUAGUUUUGUAAAUAUUUAAUAUUCCGCUAAUUUGAUUUUGAAUUGUAAAUGUCAAGUAUUCUGUUUUUGGGGUUUUUAUGUUUUAUUAUACUUUGUUAAAAAGAAAAAAAAUUGUACAUUUUUAGAAUGUUUUUAUGAGUAAAUUUAAUGUACUGAAAAUAAAAAAUUUUAAAAAAGGA
This is a messenger RNA of Oryctolagus cuniculus (rabbit), 7750 nucleotides long. The record is from RefSeq and is a predicted model, not a curated record. Lineage: Eukaryota; Metazoa; Chordata; Mammalia; Lagomorpha; Leporidae.